Messenger RNA from Pocillopora verrucosa, 6226 nucleotides. Lineage: Eukaryota; Metazoa; Cnidaria; Anthozoa; Scleractinia; Pocilloporidae. The record is from RefSeq and is a predicted model, not a curated record.
UUUAUCCUCCACAACGGAUACGAGACAACAGGAACACAAGGAGAUGCAGACUGAACCUGACCAAAAUUGCAUGGAAAUGGAACGUGAAGUAAAAAGGCUGCGGUCAGAUCUUCACGAGGCGAUCGAAACCCGAGACUUUUACAACGAGCUGUUGGAAGAGAGUAAUGCGUUGUUAGAAAAAAUGUCAACGGAGAAUGGCCGAAACGAUACCCCUACGACUCAGAUGUCAAUGUUAAAGACGCUAGAUCAACUGAGGGCUAAGAACAAAGAGCUACAAGCUGAGUUUGACAGCGUCAAAGCAGGAAAAGAGGCUCUCGCCGCUAGAGUUGAAGAGCUUGAAAAUGCAGGGACAUGUAACACUGCCACUCAAAUUAAAGCAGAUUCCUUACAAAUGGCAUUAGAGGAGAGUGAGAGAGAGAGGAACCGACUGCAUCAAGAUCUGAAAGAGUUGCAAAAGGUGUGCACUAGUCUUGAAAGCGAUGUGGCUCGAUUACAGAAUAAAAUUGCCAACGCUAGGCAAGAAGAUAUUCAGUCUGAGGAGGAAAAGUCUUUUUGUCAGCAAGAGGCAUCGGAGAAGAUAAGACAGCUGGAGCUUCAAAUAAAAGAAAUGGAAGAACGGUUAUCUGGUGUAAAUGAGCAAGAAGGAAGACUAACGGAGGCCAUUGACGAAAAGGUUCAGUUGGAAGAAAGCAAGAAACUGGAAAUUUCUUGCUUAGAAGAAGCACUCGAUGAGAUGACAAAAGAAAAAGGACAACUGGAACAAUCCUUGCAAAUGUGGAAAGACAAGUGUGCUAGUCUAGAAACAAAUGCGGCUCUUUGUGAAAAGGAAAAGUUCUGCCUUGAGGAGAAAAUGACGUUUGCCAAGGAAGAAGCUUCUGAGAAGAUCAAGAAACUUGAGGAACAAGUGAAAGAAAUGGUGGAAAGAAUAGCUAGUGUAGAUGAACAAGAAGGGAUGCUGACAGAGGUGAUUGAACAGAAGUUACAGCUAGAGGAGAACCACAAUGUUGAAAUGACAUCUCUUAAAACGGCUCUCACUAACUUAGAGGAAUCACUAGAUGAAGUAACAAAGGAAAAAGGAAGAUCUGAAGAAGCCUUACAACAGUGGAAAGACAAGUGUGCUCGUCUCGAAACCAAUGAAGCUCGUUAUGAAGAGGAGAAGCUUCGCCUUGAGGAGAGGAUGGCGUUUGCCGGGGAAGAAGCCUCAGAGAAGAUCAGGAAACUUGAAGAUCAGGUGAAAAAAAUGGCGGAAAGGCUAGCGAGUGUAGAUGAACGAGAAGGGAUGCUGACAGAAGUGACUGAACAGAAGCUACAGCUAGAAGAGAAUCACAACGUUGAAAUAACAUCUCUUAAAAUGGCUCUUACUGGCUUAGAAGAAUCACUAGAUGAAGUUACAAAGGAAAAAGGAAGACUGGAAGAAGCCUUACAACAGUGGAAAGACAAGUGUGCUAGUCUCGAAACCAAUGCAGCUCUCUAUGAAGAGGAAAAGCUUCGCCUUGAGGAGGGGAUGGCGUUUGCCGGAGAAGAAGCCUCGGAGAAGAUCAGGAAACUUGAAGAUCAGGUGAAAGGGAUGGAGGAAAGGCUGACGAGUGUAGACGAACAAGAAGGGAUGCUGACAGAGGUGACUGAACAGAAGUCACAACAAGUUGAGAACCACGAAGUUGAAAUAACGUCUCUUAAAACGUCUCUUACUUUCUUAGAAGAAUCACUAGAUGAAGUUACAAAGGAGAAAGGAAGACUGGAGGAAGCCUUACAACAAUGGAAAGACAAGUGUGCUGGUCUCGAAACCAAUGCAGCUCUUUAUGAAGAGGAGAAGCUUCGCCUUGAGGAGAGGAUGGUGUUUGCCGAGGAAGAAGCCUCAGAGAAGAUCAGAAAACUUGAAGAUCAGGUGAAAGAGAUGGAGGAAAGGCUAGCGAGCGUAGAUGAACAAGAAGGGAUGCUGACAGAGGUGAUUGAACAGGAGUCACAGCUAGUAGAGAGUCAUGAACAGGAAGAAACAUCUCCUAAAAUGGCACAGGGGGAGAUCUCUGAAGAAAAAGAAAGUUUAGAACCGUGGAAGGAAAGGUGCUGCACUCUCGAGAGCGACAUGACGGGGCUCCAGGAUGAGAUGGCUUGUGUAAAAAUGGAGAGACUGGAGGAAAGCCUGUCUAGCGUCAAAGAGGAUGCUUCCGUGAAGAUGAAAGAACUGGAGAUUGAGCUGGAAACGUUGAAAGGAAAAUUGAGCGACGAGGAUCAGAAUAAACGAAUGUUGGCAGAAGUAAACGAGCAAAAAGGGAACUUAGAAGAAAUCGUUGCACGUUUAGAAACAGAACUGGCUCAAAGAAAAGAUUUGAACGAAGACAAAUGUAACAUUGAAGCGCGCUUCAAACAAUUUAAGGAAGAAAAGGAAGCGGAAAUUAUGGAACUGAAGAAAGAGAUACAAGGACUUCAGGAUCAGCGGAAUAUAAGUUCAUACGGUGUCGAAGAAAAAGACAUGAUGAUGGAGCAAAUGAUUGACCAAAAACGGGAAAUGGAAGCUAAAAUGUCUGAUCUUCAAAUGCAGCUCGACAACGUAAAUAACGAAAAGGAAGAGUAUGAACAAAUGUUAAAUAAGGUCAAGAAAGAAAAAGAUGAGAUUAGAAACGAUUUAUCAGAGUCCAUUUCUGAUUCCGCCGAAUUGCAGAAGGACAUGUUAGACAUGCAACAGAAAGUGAAGCGCUACAAGGAACACAUUUAUGAACUUGAGAGCGAACUACAGCAGCGAGCAGAGCUCUUAGCAUCACACGAACAGAAGACUGAAGAACUUCAAAAUCAACUCAGCGAAGUGAUGAAGCAGCUUGAAAACGUAUCCCAAGACGUGAAUAAGAAACUGCUAAGCGAAGAACAGGCUUUAGAUCAACAGAAUGAGAAGAAGACAGAUGAUGAUAUGCUCGCCUCUAAACUGAGAGCAGAACAAGAGCGGGCUCAAGAAGUUGCAGAUGAAUGCAAUACGUUGAGGUUAUCUCUGGAAAAUGUCCAAAAUCGAAAUGAGAUUUUAAAGUCUGAGGCAGAAGAGACGAAGCAAGAAGUGGAGAAACAACGACAGGAAAUAGAGAGCUUAGAGUUGCAGCUAGUAGAGUCUAAACAAGCUUAUGAUUUGUGCAAGGAAAAGCUGGAGGAGCAAAGAGAAAAGUGCGAAAAACUUGUAAAGGACCUGAACGAGAUGAGGACCUCUGAAAGUCUAUCAAAAGAGCCAUCAGGGAGCUUAGCCUCUGAGUUGGAACUGCAAAAGGCAAAGAAUGAAAGCGAGGAACUUUUUAAGGAGCUGGGAGAGGAAAAGAAAGCUCACGAAACACUCAGGAAGGAACACGCAUCUCUUCUUGAAGAAUUACAACACUUUAAAGAUUCUCUUUUGAGAGAUACCAACCGUGGAAUGGACCAGCAGAGACUGAUUGACAAGAUGAAGGCAGAAAGGCGGGAGACCAUCUGUGUACAAGCACAGCAACGGCACGAACUUGAAAAUGAUUUGUCCGAAGCCGAGAAAAAGGUUUCUGAGUUGGAAGCACAGUGCAACUUCUUGAAAAGCGAAAGAGACGUUCUGGAGCACAGGAUCGAAGCGGCCAAUAAGAAAGUUGAGGAAACCAAGCAAGAGAUGCGUGACAUGGAGAACCUAUACAGCUCACAAAACGUACUGUCCGUCACGCAUCGUGACGAUGACAGCAAGGUGUUACACAAGUUGAAGCAGAUGGAGUUGAACGUUGAACUUACGAAACAGAAGUGCGAAAAAGCGGAAGGACGGGUGAAGGAGUUGGAAAGCGAGAACCGACAGCUGAAAGGCGCAGACAUACGCAACGGAGCAUUGGUGGAGGAGCGCGACAGUUUAAAGCAGCAGGUCCAACAAAGCAAACAGGUUUUGAACGAGAAAAACAAGAAGGUAAAUGAACUCUCCAUUGAGGUGACUCAGCUGAAAGCGCACGUGGAUAAACUGACGGAUGAAAAUAAGAAAAGUCGAAGCCAAAUGGAGAAGAAAGAUAACAAGAUCGACCAGAUGGAGCAGAAACUAUGGGAGAUCGAGGAAGACCUUAAGAUUGAAAGGCAACGUAACUUCGAACAAAAAGCACAGGAUUCUGCUGUUGAGGAACUGAACUCUACCAUUCGAGUGAAACACGAAGAACUAGAACAUAUGACGUUCUUGGUAGAUGAGAAAGAAGUUGAAAUUGCCGAGGUAAGGUGCGCUCUUCAACAGAACGAACUGAAGCAGUCUGAAAUGGCCGUAGAAUUCCAAAAAAACCAAGAAAAAAUAAAUGAGCUUGAAAGUGAAUUGGAAUAUGCGAAUGAAAGUCUUCUUGAGGAAAAGAAGGGCCGCACUGAGGCAGAAGCCAAAAUUGCUGAACUUAGAGAAAUGAUAAAACAGCUAGAAGAAGAAAUGAUCUCAGUAAAUAAGAAGAUGGAGACCCAGAAUGGCAAAAGUGAGUCUCAAAAACAGGAGCUUACAUCGAAAACUGAAGAGUUCGAAAAAGAAUUGGAGGAUAUGCAGCACAAGCUUCUAGAGGUGGAGAGUGAACUAGAGUUUACCAAAUCAAGCCUGGAGAACGUAGAGGCUGAAAAGAUAGAUCUGAACACCAGGGUUGAAAAGGCUUUGAAGGAGAAAGAAUUGUUGGAAGAAAAACUUCAAGAGUUGACGACCUCAUCUGAGAGUCAAAAGAACGCUUUAGAUCAAGAGAUCGACGAGAUUCGAGAAUCACUUUUGAAGGAGAAAAAGAUUGUGUCUGAGCUCGAAGACAAGCUUCUUAUUGCAGAGAGAAGUAGAGAUGCAGCCGAAUCGGAACUUCGUCGGGUUCUUGCCGAUGAGUGUGCGAGCGUUUCUAAGGAGGAGAUGGAAGGAAGACUUUCUGCUAUUAUGAAUUCAGAAAAUGAAUUGCGCCAAGAAUUGGAGAAGGAGAAAGAAAAGAGUGCGACAUUAAUGGAACAAGUUGCAGAGUUAACAAGUGAGAGCGAGAAAUGGGAAAGUCUUGCAAAAUCCAAGACUAUUCUUCUUGAGGAAGAAACGAAAAAGUGGAUGGAAGAAAUUGCCUCCAUGACUGAGCUUCGCCAAGAACUGGAAAAGGAGAAAGCUACGAACCAACUGUUAGAAGGUCAAGUAGAAAAAACUUUCCUCGAAGCUGAAUCAAAAGCAAAGGCCCUUGAAGAAGAGAAGAAUAAACAAGAGGAAGAAAUGGCCCAAAUCGUCGAAGAACUCAAAGACGAGAAAGAGAAGCUCCUGGAACAAUUGCGUGAGAUCAGCGCCUUGAAAGUGAAAGAGAGUGAAGACUGCUACGCGGAAAAGAACGACAGAAUCAAAGAAUUGGAGGAGAAACUUGCUACUGCCUCCCAAAACAUCACGGACUGUGAACAAAGCAUCCAACAUUACCAGCUAAAGCUGGCCAAGGCCGAGUAUGAACUGGAGACUACUGUGGCCAGACUUACCCACCUCGAAAAACAGAAUACUACGAAUGCCAUGGACUCCACUGAGGUUGAAAACUUGAGAAAGGAGUGCGAAGCCGCUAAGAAAAAAGCCCAGGAAAAUCUUCAGAAAUACUUUAAGGAGUCAGAUCGCCUGAAGGCCAUCAUAGACGAAAUGCAGGAUGAAGAAGAGGAGCAUCUUCGACGAAUUGAAGAACUUGAAGAAGGUAGAGCCAAAAAAGAUGCAGAACUAACCCAACUUCGUUCAGACCUCGCCCAAAUAAGAGAAACUGGACAAAAUUCUACGCACGCUGGAGAUCAAAGUGAAAUCGAAGCGCUCAGAAAAGAGUGUGACGCUGUUAAGAAGAAAGCUAAGGAUACGAUCGACAAGUAUUUGACAGAGUGCAACAGACUUAAGGCUAUAGUGGAUGAACAACAAGCAAUUAUCCACAAAGCGCAAGAUGUAAAGAAAAUUCAAGAAGAAAUGGAAGCUUUGCGAAUCGAGUUAGCACAAAAGAACAUGCAGAUUCAGUCACUACAAUAUGACUUGUACAAAUUGAAAGAAAAUACGACAAUGAAACGAAGUCACUGAAGAAUGAGGUGGAAUGGGGCCUAGAAAAAGUCGGAUCGCUGAAACUGGAGAUAAAGAGAUUGAGGGAACCUGAGACAGAUGAUACUAUUAGUAUAAUGAGGGGUCAACCUGUCGCGUCCAACGAUAAGGAGAACAAUGAAGUAGGAGUCGUGUCUAAUGUGGCUAUUUAUUCUCUCAAGGCUAAGCUUGGAAAACUCGAAACUGAAACGCAAACUUUGAAAGAAAAUGUGAAAAAAC